Molecule: messenger RNA, 1967 nt
Organism: Haliotis rubra (blacklip abalone)
Lineage: Eukaryota; Metazoa; Mollusca; Gastropoda; Lepetellida; Haliotidae
Product: leucine-rich repeat-containing protein 1-like
Exons: 6
Coding region: 264-1901 (545 amino acids)
Molecular function (GO): protein binding
Source: RefSeq, a predicted model, not a curated record
CAACAAAACAGUUUACAGUGGUAUAUUUCGAAAGUACAACUUCUGCACUUCCUUUUUUCCAAAUGCACAGUGUCAGGGGUAGAAGUUAUUUGUAAGACACUAGCUCUGAAAAUCGUAGCAAAGCUGCGUUCCGCUGAAACUAGUGAAAGAAUUGGGAUAGAAUCUUUUUGAGGAAUGAAAGAAGAAUUUGUCAAGAUGAAAGACCGUUUUUGAAUGGUUACAUGUGAGUCAAAGUAAGAGAUCGCUCUGAACAUUCCACGAUCAUGGAUCUAUCUAGUGAUAUAUCUUCACAAAGUCUGACAUCAGAUUCAGAGAGGUUUGAAGACUGGGAACCAGUGUACAUUGAGCAUAAAGAAUGUAAGAAACAGUUUGUAAAUCCAAGCAAGGAGACACCUAACCAAGCCAUCCUUACCAAUGGUGUCUGUGAAUCUGAGGCUGACGAUGAGGUUGAUCUAUCUUCUACAAGCCUUGAUCUCCUGUCUGACACACACCUCACUGAUAGACUUGCUGUACUUAUUCUUGAUUUUAAUGAACUCACAUCCCUUCCUGAGUGUUUUGGGCUUGGUGCUCCAAACUUGAGAAUCCUGUCUGUGAAUGGUAAUCAGUUAAAGACACUGCCACAUAGUAUUGGAUCUCUCUCACAUCUAGAGGAGAUUCAUCUUAAUGAAAAUUGUCUUGAGUAUAUCCCAGAGUCUGUGUGUGGUUUGAUUAAGUUGAGGAUAUUAAGACUGACUGGAAACAGUGUUGAAAAACUACCUGAUGACUUCGGUGAAAUUAAUGCUUUACAAUCACUCAUCAUUGACGAGAACGGUUUGUCACAACUUCCUAAGACAUUUGGACUCCUCGAAAACUUGCAAAUGUUUGAAUGUAAUACAAACAAGUUGAUAUCCUUACCAUCAGGAUUUGGAAAGUUGAAAAACUUGAAAGUUCUUAACCUCAGCAACAAUAGCAUUGAAAAACUGCCAGACAGUUUUGGUGAUCUGAAAAGUGUUGAAUUUCUAGAUUUAUCAGCAAACCAAAUUGACCACUUGCCAAAACACUUUAACUCCAGUCAAACCCUGAAGAAGUUUUAUGCCGACAGCAACCUGAUUGGAGAGUUACCUGAGUGGAUAUCCCAGCUACCACAGGCUGUAGAAGUGUCAAUGAAAGACAAUAAGCUCGCUCACCAGGCUGUCAGUGAAAGAUUUGGACAAACAAACCAUCGAUUGAAGGUGUUAGACAUGAGUGGUAAUUUCAUGACAUCUUUACCCCACUCGAUAGGAGAGUUGACUGAGUUAGAGACUUUGCAUCUUGGCAGUGUUAUUGAUGAACUGGAAUGUCGGAACUUUCAGAAUGGUAACUGGAUAGCACAACUGCCAAACGCUUUUUGUCAGAUGGUGAAUCUCAAGGAUCUACAUCUUGAUGAGAAUCAAAUACAAGAACUACCUGAAGACUUUGGAAACUUGGUUAAUUUGGAGUUCCUUGAUCUUGGUCAGAACAUGCUCCAUGAGUUGCCCCACUCAUUUUGUAACCUGCAUUCCCUGAAGAUCUGCCUCCUGUCCAAGAACCACCUUCAGCUACUUCCUCCCAACUUCGGACAGCUCACGUCACUGAUGGAUCUCAGGAUGGACAACAACCUGAUCGCUGAGUUGCCAGAAUCAUUUGAGAAACUUGUGCAGCUGAAGACACUUGAUCUCUUCAACAACUUGUUAACUCAAGUACCGUCCUGUCUCCAACACUUCCACCAACUUGUCAGACUGGACAUUGAUGAGAACAAGCUUGGUGUGCCCCGUCAUGAGGUUCCGAUUUUGGUGCGACAGUCCAAGUACCCUCUGAGGGAUCCCUCGCUGAAAGACAACUGGAGGGGCAGGCCUCGCCAGGACUUAACUGGCCUUGAAACCUUUCAUUAUCCAGGUGCCUGAUGCCGGUCCUCCUACUGGGGAGGAAGAACAUCAUGAUGAGGAUUCGGAGAAGUACAGUGAACAGCA